Messenger RNA from Phymastichus coffea, 5144 nucleotides. RefSeq names its product anoctamin-4. NCBI's taxonomy places the organism in Eukaryota, Metazoa, Arthropoda, Insecta, Hymenoptera, Eulophidae. The transcript has 13 exons. Gene Ontology annotation, cellular component: plasma membrane. The record is from RefSeq and is a predicted model, not a curated record. Bases 108 to 3395 code for a protein of 1095 amino acids. Gene Ontology annotation, molecular function: chloride channel activity; protein dimerization activity. Gene Ontology annotation, biological process: chloride transmembrane transport.
GGCUCGCCGGGCCGCGCGCGGCAGUCGCCGCGACGACACUCGACCGGCCGGACGCUGCGCCGCCGCCGCAGCCGCGCGAUGGGCUGACGCGCGGGCAUGUCGAGAGCAUGCGCCAGCGCCGCGCCAGCAGCCAGAGAGCGCACCGGCUGAAGCUGCGAAGGAUGCAGCGCUCGUCCUCGUCGGCCGGCCGGCGCCAGCCGCUCGCCACCGAGGCCGAGGGUGUCGCCGCCGACGGCGCGCCGGCGACGCUCGAGCGGCCGUCCUCAUCGGCGCCCUCGUCGUCGGCCGCCUCGUCAGCGGCUUCCUCGGCCGCCUCCUCGCCCGCCGGGCCCGAGGGCUCGAGCUACUACGAAGCCAUCGGCGGACGGGGUCUCUGCAGGGCCGCCGCCGCCGCCCUCCUCGAGAGCGACGGUAGGAACGGCCUCGUUGGCCAGAGGUACGAGCUCGAGGAGGAGGCCAACGGCAAGUCGAGGAAGCCCAGCGGGUACCCGUCCAGAGUGUCCACCAUCUCCAGAAACGCUUUCGGUCCGAAAUUGGGCUCGCAGGAGGCCUCGCUGUCGGCCUCGCGCGCGACCAUUUUCCCGGGCUCGGACGAGGCCGAGCUCGACAAGGGCGCCGAGUACAGCGACUGCGGCCCCGACGCCUCGGACUUCCUCGGCGCGGCGAGCACCAAGCCCGACGAGAACUUCCCCGACAACUUCGACUACGACACCCUGUACUUCAGAGACGGCCGUCGCAGGAUCGACAUGGUGCUGGUGUACCGCGAGGAGAACGAGGGCGUGAUGACCGAGACGGAGGCGCGCAACCGCGAGCAGCGCCGGAUCUUCGAGGCGAAUCUGCUGAAGGAGGGCCUGCAAAUGGAGCUGGAGCCGAAGGAGAACUCGUUCGAUGGUAAAACCUACUUUCUCAAGCUGCACAUACCGUGGAAGGUGAAGAUCCAGUACGCCGAGGUGAUGAAUCUGAAGCUGCCUUGCAAGCGAUUCAUCACCAUUUCGGUGAAGGCUUGGGACGAAGAGAAGGCCAAAGGCAAAGGUCAGAAGUGGAAGCAGUACCUGGGCCUGGCGAUCGAGACGUUUCGCAGCAUCCACAUCUGGGACACGAGCAAGUAUCCCGAGGAGCCGAGCUUCUACGCCAGCAUCGACCCGGGCGACCGCGAGGAGAGGUUCGUGGUGAAGGACCGCGACACGGCCUUCACGCCGGCGCAGCGCUCGCUCAUAGUCAUGCAGAUCCUGCUGCGCGCGCGCUACGACGAAGUGCACGAGAAGUCGGGCAUACGGCGACUGCUGGCCGACGGCACCUACGUCGACUGCUUCCCCCUGCACGAGGGCGUCUACAACAAGCCGACGCGCGACGGCCAGAUACUCGACCGCUAUCUGCUCUACCUCAUCUGGGCCCGACCCGGACAAUGGUACAAGAGGCAGCCGCUGUGGCUGAUACGCCGCUACUUCGGCGAGAAGGUGGCGCUGUACUUCGCCUGGCUAGGCUUCUACACGCGCGCUCUCUACCCGCCGGCGAUCGUCGGCCUGCUGUGCUUCUUCUACGGCCUCGGCAGCAUGCACGGCCCCGACAACGUGCCCAGCCACGAGAUCUGCGACUACCGAAUCGCAGGGAACAUCACUCUGUGCCCGCUGUGCGACAAGGCCUGCCCGUACACCAAGCUCGGCGACUCGUGCCUCUUCGCCAGACUGACCUACCUGUUCGACAACCCGUCCACCGUGUUCUUCGCCAUAUUCAUGUCGUUCUGGGCGACGACCUUCCUGGAGAUGUGGAAGCGGCGCCAAGCGGUUCUCGCCUGGGAGUGGGACCUUCAGCACGGCGACGGUGACGAGGAGCCGAGGCCGGAGUUCGAGACCAGCGUCAAGACCUUCCGCAUCAAUCCCGUGACGAGGGAGCGCGAGGCCUAUCUGCCCGUCUGGUCCAGAACCGUCAGAUACAUCGCCACCGGAUCCAUCGUGUUCUUCAUGAUCUGCGUGGUGCUCGGCGCGGUCCUCGGCACCAUCAUCUACCGCAUCUCCUUGGUGGCGGUGUUCCACGGCGGCGGUCACUUCCUCAAGCGCCACGCCAAGAUCUUCACCUCGCUCACCGCCGCCUUCAUCAAUCUCAUCAUCAUCAUGAUUCUGACGAGGAUAUACCAGAAGCUGGCCAGAUGGAUGGUUAACAUGGAGAACCCGCGCACGCAGACGGAGUACGAGGCCAGCUUCACCUUCAAGAUCUUCCUGUUCGAGUUCGUCAACUUUUACUCGUCCCUCAUCUACAUCGCCUUCUUCAAGGGCCGCUUCUACGUGCACCCGGGCGACCAGGAGUCGCGCUCGUCCGAGUUCUACCGCAUCAAGACGGACGUGUGCGACGCCUCGGGCUGCCUGUCCGAGGUGUGCAUCCAGCUGGCGAUCAUCAUGAUCGGCAAGCAGGUCUUCAACAACUUCGUGGAGAUACUAUCGCCGAAGAUGUGGAACUGGUGGCGCAAGCGCACCCACAAGGCCGCCACGAAGGACCAGUCGCGACCCUACACCAGCUGGGAGCAGGACUACCAGCUGCAGGACCCGGGCAGACUGGCGCUCUUCGACGAGUACCUCGAGAUGAUCAUCCAGUACGGCUUCGUCACGCUGUUCGUCGCGGCGUUCCCGCUGGCGCCGCUGUUCGCGCUGCUCAACAACAUCGCCGAGAUACGCCUGGACGCCUACAAGAUGGUGCGGGAGGCGCGCCGCCCGCUGGCCGAGCGCGUCGAGGACAUCGGCGCCUGGUACGGGAUACUCAAGGGCGUCACCUACGCCGCCGUCGUGUCCAACGCCUUCGUCAUAGCCUACACCUCGGACUUCAUACCGCGAACGGUCUACGCCUUCGUGUACUCGCCCACGGAGGACCUGGUCGGCUACAUCGACAGCUCGCUCUCGGAGUUCAACACGUCGCACUACACCGAGGAGAUGCGCAGUGCCGAGGACCGACGCACGCAACCGCCCAGCUGCCAGUACCGCGGCUACCGCAAUCCGCCGGGUAACGCCGAUCCCUAUGGCCUGAGCCCGCAGUACUGGCACGUGUUCGCUGCCAGGCUCGCCUUCGUCGUCGUCUUCGAGCACGUGGUGUUCGCGCUGACGGGAAUAAUGAGCUACGUGAUCCCGGAAACUCCGCGCUCAGUGGCCACGCAGCGGUCUCGUGAACGACUGCUCGCCCAGGAAGCCAAGUAUGAGAAGGGCGUGAAAGGUCGGGAAGACGAGGAUGAGCUGCUGUCGGUGCUGCGGGACGCUGGUCUGGCGGGUAGACCGGCCGGCAACCGACACAGCUGGGCAAGGCGGUUCAGCAAAUUGAGCGACGGCCUUGACGCUCACGUCGACAUAUCAGGCCCGAGGUGUACGAACAACAAAAACGCGGACGGCUCGACUAUGUGGGAAGUGACGUGAAACGGUUAGAGAACAAGUCGCGUGCACGCGCGUGUGAAGACUGUUCCGCUAUAGCUUUCUAACGAAAUGUCGAUUCGAUCUGCCGCGGGAGGAUACGUAGUCGUAUACUGAUCGGCAUCAAAGACAUAUAUGUGCGUUAUCAUUUCGUUCGAUAGCUAUAAAUCUUCGAUACCACGUAUACUUGGAAUCACACGUACUUUUUCCCCUUCGCUUAUCCGUUCCGGUUGUCCAGCACCUUAAUCAGUAUUAGCUAGAUACUUCCCGUAUCAUGCCACGUAAUUGUCUUUGGAUGAUACUUAGAGAUUGAAUAUUUUACGGCAAGGAUAUAUCGUACAAAAAACAGAAAUGAAACAUAAUCGAAAAAUACGGUGAUUGUAAAUAUACGGUGAAUGUUCAAUUGUUUUACUAUUUCUUUUUCGUAAAAUGUUUUAUCGUAAGGCGGUCGAUUGUUAAUUGUUAUAUUUUUGUACCGUAUUAUGUGCAAUGUAGAUGAAAAGCGUAUACUGUAAAAAUAAGAUAUACAUAAUGUUUUUCGUUAGAAAACGCUUGUUGUUGCGAUAUAAGAAGUUGGUUGGUAGAAGAGAACUCCUUUUUAAAAAAAAAUGUGAAGGCUAAACACGAUUACUACACAAUAUACUCUUUAUUUAUUUCACAUAUCUUAAUAAUUCCUUUCUCAGCUAUCGACAGAGCAUAUUUAUAACAAUAUACACGUACAUAAUUCCUUGGUUGCUGCGCUAUUCGAGAGACGAAAAAAAAAAAAAACAACAAAAUCAUACAGAAACCAAGUGUGCGCCAGCAGCGGGAAGGUAAAAAUUGUUAAAUUCACAAUUAUAGGUUUCAUUUUUGUAAAUAAACGAAAUACAAACAUUGUAAAAGAUAUAGAGAUUGAAAAGGUGGGGGGAGAGGAGACAGGGAGGGUAGUUGAACAAAUAUGGAUGGUGUAAAAAUAAAAAUGAGACGGCGAACGAACGGUGUUUCACCAGCUCUCUCCUUACGUUACUAAAAACGUCUAAUUACAUACAACACACGUACACGCGGCCACAGUCGGCCAUUUAGUCAUUAAUAGUGUAUCACAGUUCGGUUUGGAAAGAUAUAGAAUGAAAAGUAGACAAAGGGAUAAAAAGCAUAAAAAGGAGAAGGAAUGGAGGGGGUACUCUCUCGAUCAGUAAAAAGUUGUCUAAAAAUAUACUGUACAAUAUCGGCAUUACCUUUUUUUGUUUGCUUGUUGGGAUACUUUUUUUUUUUAAAGUCAAAACGAAACAAAAGUAGGAAGAAUAAGGAGGGAUACGCUACGACACAGAUUGUUUUGUUGGAAUGUAGCAAAAAACCGAGCAGCAGCAGCAUCAGGCAGACAGUCUCCCUCUCUACGUAUCGUGAAGAUUAGCUCGAACCUGGUGGUGGUGGAGCACUAAAGUUGAACAUUGUACUGGACGAGCGACCGGGUAUUUGUGGCUUUGGUGGUAAUCUUGGUGUCACUGAUCCUAAAAACCGAUAAACAAUAAACGUUGAUUCUUCAAACUACUAAUAUAAAAGAAAUGUUCUUUUUGCAACCGUAGCUACUCCAAUCCUCACUUGAGAUGUAAUCGUUAUUGAUUGUUACUUUAUAAAUUCAAUAGCUCUACUUUGUGCAUUUUAACAAACAUAAAGUUGUAACUAAAAGUCAUCCAUAAAAACAUUUUUAUUGUGAAAAAUAUUUCUUAGUAUCAUUGAACUCAAAACAUCCCGUAAAACGGUGUAAGAAUAUCUAUU